Molecule: messenger RNA, 1174 nt
Organism: Macrosteles quadrilineatus (aster leafhopper)
Lineage: Eukaryota; Metazoa; Arthropoda; Insecta; Hemiptera; Cicadellidae
Product: peptidoglycan recognition protein-like
Exons: 3
Coding region: 320-913 (197 amino acids)
Biological process (GO): peptidoglycan catabolic process
Molecular function (GO): N-acetylmuramoyl-L-alanine amidase activity; zinc ion binding
Source: RefSeq, a predicted model, not a curated record
AAACUACUGUGAAUCCAUUUUAAUUUUAUUCUUACAUUAAAAUUAUUUUAGUGAUUUUUUUUAUCCACCACAAUGUUCAGCGUUUUCUUAUGAUCCGCUAUUACCGUGCUGAAAUGGGAGUGGCCUCUCUAUUUUCCCGAAGGUUAAAGGAACAUUUGUAGUCCUGUUGGAAGAUGAAGAGACAUUAACUACAUCAAAAUGCACUUUCAACCAUCUUAUGGAAAUUAUAUAUAUUUAAUUAUUUAAAAAAUCUUUGUCUUUACAAACUUGUGACACCGGCUGUUCAAAUGUUACACAAAUACUAAAAUUUGAGCUCAGUAUGGCCCUAAGUUAUCUAAGGAGGGAUGAAUGGGGUGCGGUGAAACCAUUGAAAUGGAACGAUUUACAGUUACCAUUAUACCACGUCUACUACAUCGCUACUCAGACCCGAGAGUGUUCUGAUGAACUGACCUGCAUAAAAGUAUGUCAGAGGCUACAGUCCAUUCACUUGAUGAAAAAAUAUGGAGACAUACGCUUCAGUUUUAUGAUCGGGGGAGACGGUCAAGUGUACGAGGGAAGAGGCUGGAAAUACGCGCCAAGUCUCCCCAUUGAGUACAGGGACAGAAACCAGCAACAGAGUAUACUGAUAGCCUUCAUCGGGAGAUGGGUCAAUGACCAAGUGACCCCAAUUAUGAUGCGAGCAGCCAGCGAUCUCAUCGACUAUGCCAUAGACAACAAUUAUCUCAAAAAGAGCUACAGAUCUCAAAACCUCUUCAAAGACCACUUUAGAGAGGAAGUUAUUGAAGAAAUGAUCAAAGAUUCCUACAUUACCAAAUUGAAAAAUCGGACGAGAACCGCAUGCAUGCUCAAAGAGAUGGGACUGAAUAACGAACUGUCCCCGGAAAUCGACACUAGAUAUAUUUUUAAGAAGUAAUUAUUACAUUCGACGAAAAAACGAGAAAAUAAUGAAAUAAAGACAUCCUUUUAAAUUGCACAAGCUAAAGAGAAAGCGUAGUAAAAUAAUGUGCAAGUGAGGCGGAAUGAGUGUCUACACAUUUAAGGAUUUCUGUAUAAACCUAAUAGAACGUUUUGUAUUUUACUUAUUUUUAAUAUUUAUUAUGUUACAUUUUUACCUAUUAUUUUCAUACAUUUGUUUGAUUUAAUAUUUAAGGUUUAAAUCUAGGCAUUUACGCCA